AUGUCGCCGAUGCUAUUAACCCAACAGACGAAGGUCAGAAACAUGAGCAACAACGUUAGUGAAUGCGGCAUGCUGCUUGCCGAUGUGAUCGGUCAUGAAAAAGAUGUAGCCGAGAUUGGUUCGACUGUUGAUGCUAAACUACGGUGGCUACGGUCACAAAUAAUAGGUGGGAUGGCUGAGAUUUCAACGCCAUUUGGAAGACGUAAGCUCACGUAUGCAGAUCAUACGGCGACAGGUCGCUGUCUUCAAUACAUCGAAGAUUACAUCAUUCAGACUGUUCUUCCCUUCUAUGGCAACACUCACACAAGCGAUAGCUAUGUCGGCAACCGGACCACGAAAAUGCUUCACGAAGCAACCGACUUUGUCAAGAAAUGCUUAGGCGGAACACAAGAUGAUGCGCUCCUUUUCUGCGGUUCAGGCACCACGGCAGCCAUUAAACAACUCCAAGAAGUCAUGGGAAUCGCGAUUCCAUCGAAUUUAAGAGAGAAAGUUAUAAACUCCUGUGUUGGAAUUCAAGAAAGAUGGGUGGUUUUUGUUGGUCCUUAUGAACACCAUUCCAACUUCCUCUCCUGGAAGCAAACCCUAGCAGAAGUAAUAGAGAUCGGUUUGGAUGAUGAAGGAUUGAUCGACAUGCAUGAUUUGAGGUGCCAAUUGGAGUUUUAUCAAGCCACUGGCCGCCUGAUGCUGGGUUCUUUCUCUGCUUGUAGUAACGUCACCGGAAUUUGCUCCGAUACCCGUUCUCUUUCUCGCUUGCUUCACCAUUUCGGUGCUUUCGCAUGUUUUGAUUUUGCAGCAAGCGGUCCAUAUGUAGAGAUUGAUAUGAGAUCAGGUGCCAGUGAUGGCUAUGAUGCCAUAACUUUAAGUCCACACAAGUUUCUUGGAGGCCCAGGAUCACCAGGGAUUCUUCUGAUGAACAAAGCCUUAUACCAGCUAAAAGAUUCUCCCCCUUCAACAUGUGGAGGUGGCACUGUUAACUUUGUCAAUUGCUUCCAUGAAAAGGACACGUUAUAUGUUGAUGACAUUGAAGAAAGGGAAGACGCGGGAACACCGUCUAUUAUCCAACGAGUGAAAGCAGCUUUAGCGUUUCAGGUAAAAGAAUAUAUCGGUUGUGAAGUUAUUGGCAAGAAAGAGGUAGACUACAUUGAAAGGGCAAUAAAGAGACUUGUGAAGAAUCCAAAGAUAUGGGUGUUGGGAAAUACAGAUACAAAUAGUGUUGUAGAAAGACAAGCAAUUUUAUCCUUCCUUGUGUAUACAACUACAUACUCUUCAGCUAAUGCAGCCAGAGAGACAAGAGACAAGCCUCUUAGUGGUGCUUUUGUUGCCAAGCUUAUGAAUGACCUCUUUGGCAUCCAAGCUAGGGGAGGGUGCGCUUGUGCCGGACCGUAUGCUCAUCGCUUGCUUCGUAUCGAUGAACCACAUUCAUUUGCAAUAAAAUCUGCAGUUGAAAUGGGCUACAAUGGAGCAAAGCUGGGUUGGACAAGAAUAAGCUUUCCGUACUACAUGUCUAAUGCGGAAUACGAAUUCAUUCUUGCUGCAAUAGAGUUCGUAGCUAUUUAUGGACAAAGAUUUCUUUCCCUCUACCAAUUGAAUUGGAAUACGGGCAGUUGGAGUUUAAAGGAUGAAGCUUUGGAGGAGACUUUGGUCGACUGUAAUCUUUAUGUACUGAGAGCAUUACAAGUGAUCAAAAACAAGACGACCGAAAAGGUGAUGGAUUGUGAAACGAAGGAUGAUGGUGAUACUGAUUUUGAUAAAUUGUAUGCUUUGUAUCUAGAGGUUGCAAAGCACAUAGGGAACAAACUUUUAAAGUUCCCAUCUCAACGUAUCGUUCCAAACCAGAUAGACGUCAACCAUUUGUUUUUUCGAGUUUAGUUGCAAUCAAAUUGAUGAGGUGUGAGUUGAUACGGAACA
Molecule: messenger RNA, 1908 nt
Organism: Cynara cardunculus var. scolymus (artichoke)
Lineage: Eukaryota; Viridiplantae; Streptophyta; Magnoliopsida; Asterales; Asteraceae
Product: probable cysteine desulfurase
Exons: 5
Coding region: 1-1869 (622 amino acids)
Source: RefSeq, a predicted model, not a curated record